Prorocentrum cordatum is the source of this 384-nucleotide messenger RNA. Lineage: Eukaryota; Dinophyceae; Prorocentrales; Prorocentraceae. The record is from the annotation of a GenBank genome assembly.
AUGGGCGUCGACAUGGUAGUGAAGAACGGGAAGCUGGACGAGGUCAAGGGCGGGCCGGUGUAUUGGGUAGACUCCGCCGACUCGCAGCCCUGCUGCGGCACGGCGGGCAUGCUGUCGUGGGAGCUGACGGCGAACGGCCGGCUCUUCCACAGCGGGUUCCCCCAGAAGGGUAUCAACUCCAUCGAGAUGCUGGUGGAGGGCCUGAACCUGAUACAGCGCCGGUUUUACGAGGACUUCGCGCCGCACCCCAGCGAGAACGGGUACGGCUUCUCCGUGGGCUCCAACAUGAAACCCACGCAGAUCGAGUGCGCCACGGGCUCGCUGAACCAGAUCUGCGGGGGGACCUCCACGGACGGCGCGGGCAUCACUGCGGAGCCCGGGUGA